This is a messenger RNA of Lemur catta (Ring-tailed lemur), 4397 nucleotides long. RefSeq names its product zinc finger protein 347-like. Gene Ontology annotation, molecular function: RNA polymerase II cis-regulatory region sequence-specific DNA binding; DNA-binding transcription factor activity, RNA polymerase II-specific. The record is from RefSeq and is a predicted model, not a curated record. Lineage: Eukaryota; Metazoa; Chordata; Mammalia; Primates; Lemuridae. Gene Ontology annotation, biological process: regulation of transcription by RNA polymerase II. The transcript is spliced from 4 exons. Bases 21 to 2393 code for a protein of 790 amino acids.
AAUACCCAGUAGUGGAAUUGAUGGAUCAAAUGGGACGGUUGACAUUCCGGGAUGUGGCCAUAGAAUUCUCUCCAGAGGAGUGGAAAUGCCUGGACCCUGCCCAGAGGGCUUUAUACAAGGCCGUGAUGUUGGAGAACUACAGGAACCUGGUCUCCCUGGGAGUUUCUCAUUUUGACCUGAGUGUUAUCUCCAUGUUGGAGCAAGGGAAAGAGCCCUGGACUGUGGAGAGGCAAGUGCAAAUAGCAAAAAAAUCGAAUGGAUGGAAAUGGAUCAAAGGUGUGAUCACAGAUCUGUCUCCUGAAUUUGUAAUAAAAAAUGUACCACCAAAAGGGGAGACUAAUGCAGGAGAAGUAUUCCAGACAGUGACAUUGGAAAGACCUGAAAGCUAUGACACUGAAGACUUUUCCUUUAGGGAAGUCCAGAAAAAUGUACAUGACUUUGAGUGUCAAUGGGGAGAUGAUGAAGAAAGUUACAAACCAGUGGAUACGACCGAGAAAGAAAAUCUCCCUGGUAGAAGAGAUCAACAUGAUAGAACGGAUACAGGAAACAAGCUUAUUAAAAAUCAAUGUGGAUUAAUGUUUAAGUCACGCAUGCCUCAACUGCAGCUAUUUCAAAGUAAAAGAAAAGUUGAUGAAUGUAAUCAAGUCAAGUCUAUCAACCAUGGUUCCUCAGUUUCACCACGUCAACAAAUCCCUUCUAGUGUGAAAACCCACAUUUCUAAAAAAUAUGAGAAUGAUUUUAUGUUUUCUUCAUCACUCACACAAGGACACAAAGUAAACAAUGGUGGAAAACCUUACAAAUGUACUGAACGUGGCAAGGUGUUCACUGAAAAUUUACAUCUUGCACGUCAUCAGAAAAUUCAUACUGGAGAGAAGCUUUACAAGUGUAAUGAGUGUGGCAAGGUCUUCAUUCGAAAUGCAUACCUUGCACGUCACAGGAGAACGCAUACUGGAGAGAAACCUUACAAAUGUAAUGAGUGUGGCAAGGUCUUCACGCGAAAUGCAAACCUUGCACGUCACAUUAGAAGUCAUACUGGAGAGAAACCUUACCAGUGUAAUGAGUGCAGCAAAGCCUUUAGUGUACGUUCAAGACUAACUAUUCAUCAGGCAAUCCAUACUGGAGAGAAACCUUACAAAUGUGAUGAAUGUGGCAAGGUCUUCACUCAAAAUGCAUACCUUGCACGUCACAGGAGAACGCACACUGGAGAAAAACCUUACAAAUGUAAUGAGUGUGGCAAGGCCUUCGCUCGAACUUCACAGCUUGUAUGUCACAGGAGAAGGCAUACUGGAGAAAAACCUUACAAAUGUUACGAAUGUGGUAAGGUCUUCAAGCAUAAUGGCUCCCUUGCAAUCCAUCGAAGAAUUCAUACUGGUGAGAAACCUUACCAGUGUAAUGAGUGUGGCAAAGCCUUUAGUGUUCGUUCAGUCCUAACUACCCAUCAGAUAAUCCAUACUGGAGAAAAACCUUAUGAAUGCAAUGAGUGUGGCAAGGUCUUCCCUCGAAAUGCAUACCUUGAACGUCACAAGAGAAAGCAUACUGGAGAAAAGCCUUACAAAUGUAAUGAGUGUGGCAAGGCCUUCACUCAACAUUCAGACCUUGCACAUCACAGGAGAAGUCAUACUGGAGAGAAACCUUACCAGUGUAAUGAGUGCGGCAAAGCCUUUAGUGUACUUUCAAGUCUAACUAUCCAUGAGUUAAUUCAUACUGGAGAGAAACCUUACAAAUGUAGUGAGUGUGGCAAGGUCUUCAGUCGAAAUGCAUACCUUACACGUCACAGGAGAAGGCAUACUGGAGAAAAACCUUACAGAUGUAAUGAGUGUGGCAAGGCCUUCAGUCAAAAUUGGCACCUUGUUAGGCAUCAGAGUAUUCACAGUGGAGAGAAACCUUACAAGUGUUAUGAGUGUGGUAAAGCCUUUAGUGUUCGUUCAAUCCUAACUACCCAUCAGAUAAUUCAUACUGGAGAGAAACCUUACAAAUGUGGUGAGUGUGGCAAGGCAUUCACUCGAAAUGCAUACCUUGCACGUCACAGGAGAAGGCAUACUGGAGAAAAGCCUUACAAAUGUAAUGAGUGUGGCAAGGCCUUCAGUCAAAAUUGGCACCUUGUUAGGCAUCAAAGUAUUCACAAUAGAGAGAAACCUUACAAGUGUUAUGAAUGUGGCAAGGUCUUCACUCGAAAUACACGCCUUGCAAGUCAUCAGAGAAUUCAUAAUGGAGAGAAACCUUACAAGUGUAAUGAGUGCGGGAAAGCCUUUAGAUUGCGUUUAGGUCUAACUACCCAUCAGGCAAUCCAUACUGGAGUAAAACCUUACAAAUGUAAUGAAUGUGGCAAAAUUUUCACUCAACGUUCACAACUUGCGAAUCAUCGAAGAAUUCAUACUGGCAAGAAACCUUAGAGAUGUAAUGACUGUGGCAAGCUCUUCCCUGAACGAUCAAAGCUUGCAAAGCAUCACAGAAUUCAUACUUGAAAGAAACUGUACAAAUGAGUGUGGCAAGGUCUUCAGUCACAAUUCACUCCUUGCAUGACAUUAGAGAAUUCAUUCUCAAGAGAAUCCUUACAAAUUCAGACUAUGGCAAACCCCUCAUGAGUUCAAGCAUUAACAUUGGAGAGCCCAUGCAAAGAAAAAUCAUAUAAUUGUAUGUGGAAGAGGCUUUUUUCAUGCCUCAUAAUGCACUGGGCAUCAAAAUACACAGCUUUGAUGAAAGCACACAUGUAAAUAUAUGUUGAGGCUAUUACCCAGGGGCCAUAAAUGUAGGUGAGGAUUUCUAUGAGGAAUGACUCAAUCUCUAAUUCUCCAUGAUUAACCUUUGAUAUUACAUACUGUAAAAUGAUUGUAAGUCCAAAUAUGUCAAAGCUUAUGGCAUGAUCUAUAUCAAAGGUGCCAGGACAUUUGGAGAUGGCCACUUAACCUUGAAGUUACAAAAUACUUUAUUCAUUUAUUUGAGGAUUCUUGAAAAGGGUACUUUACUAUUCAUAACUUUCAACUUGAACUUUGAAAUCUUACUAUUAUGCCUUUUUCACAAGACUUUCAUUGUGGUCUGAGGGAAAGAAUCCAUUGCAUGACAGGGCCUGCUAUAAGGGUGAGGAUCACUUCCAUCCACGUACCUGUAAGAAGAAGGAUGCUGCCUUUGAAUAUUAAAUACCAUCUGAGUUAGCAUUUGGGAGAGGCAGAGAAUAACGUAAAAGUAUGAUGUCACUCAUCUUGCUCAUUGUGUUCAGGGUUCUCUUCUCCUGACAGGAGGGCACUGUAGGUUAAGGGAGACAAAGCUCAAUCAAGUGACCAUGAUAUAGUGCAGAUCAACAAAUUGGCUACUCAGGUGGCCGACUUACAACAAGCGGUUGCCUUACUGGGAGACCAGGUUGUAAGCCUACAAAAGCAAAUUAGACUCCUUACUAUUGCAAUAUCACUCAAUUUUGUGUUACACCUCACACACCUCACAUAUAUAAUCAGACUCGGUUUCCUUGGGAAAACGUUAAGAACCAUCUGCUUAAUCAAGGAAAUCUGACUGAAGAGAUUGGAAAUUUACAACAAGAAAUAUUAAGUACCUUUAGUCACAAACUUGAUCUACUCUCUGAGGCUGACAUUAUUAAUGGUAUUGCAUCUGGAAUGGAGUCAGCUAACCCACUUUCUCAUCUUAAGAUCUAUGGGAGUUCUGGUGUAGUAACUUUUGUAAUUAUUUUAAUCAUUUGCUUGUACUUAUAGUCUGGAAAAAACUCCGAAGAAGACAAGACUCCGGAGACCAAUGCCUCACAGUGAUGACUAUCCAACUUCAACUUACUUCUAAAAAGAAAGGGGGAGAUGUUGGGAAAUGGAGUUAAGAGACAUGGAAAGUUUCAGGAGUUUUGCAGGACUUUUGUCUUGAAGGAAUCUGUGGGUAUGUUAGUUCACAGACCAGAAACUGCUUAGCAACAAGGGAGACAUUACACCGAUCAGGGACAACUGCAAGGUGUCCCCAGUCUCAGGGCCUGCAAGCCAGCGCCUGGAGCUUAUGCAAGGCAGAGCUUGUCAUGGGGCAAAAGGCUAAGAGACUGAUUAAAGGAUGUCCACCCAGCAGACACCUGCAGGAAAAACCAAUUAGCCUCAAAGACGGUUCCUAUUUCACUCCUGCCCACAUCUCCUUAUAAAAAGAAGUAUGCAGGCUCAGUGUUCCUGUUUUAUGUGUUACUGCUUAAUUAAUGACUUUAACUUAUAUGCUCAGCUAGGUCUAUUUGUUAAUUAGGGCUUACAAUAUUUAUCUUGAAAAAAUUUCGUGACCGUUUGUUCUCGUAGAUAGAAUUAGGUGAGGGAUCUCUUGAAGCCUUUGGGGAGCCUUAAAACCUAAACGAAUCAUCUGUACCCUUAAGUGUAUAACCACUGACGACUAAUUACUCUACCAAUAAAUACUGAUGCGAGACUUCA